CAAGAAACGACGAAUGGCGGCGAGAAAACAAAUAUACUUGCAAGCGAGCUUGUUCUAAAAAACGGAGCUGUAGAGGUGACCUAAAGAAAUGUAUAUGUGAUGACGAAUGUGGACUGAGUUGCAUCAAUCCAAAUUCAGUAUGUGAAGACGAACCACCAACUGUAGAACACGCGGUGUACCGGAAUAUAAGGCGAACAAUUAUAACCGCAAACGGUUUCAAGCGUCUAGCAAUUGUCGAUCAAGUAAGACCUCCUUAUUACUUGUGGGACAUGAUAACUUACACAUGUGAACGUGGACGACGUUUAGUUGGCCCUCUACCGAGAUGCGGUGGGCAUCGACGUUGGACCAGUGAUGUUCCGGAGUGCGUAGAUAUGUCAUGCCGAAAUCCUGUCCCCUACGUAAGGCAUACAAUAUAUCAUCGGUAUUCGAGACCGUCCAACGGAAGAAUGUUGCCAGUGUCGAAUAAGACACUUCCUGUCUUGAAUGACGUGGUUGAAUACACAUGCGAGGAUGGAUUAUUGCUCACGGGUGAACCUCCAGAAUGUGUUGAAAAAGGCAUGUGGUCAGCCCACACCUUGCAAUGUGUUGAUCCUAGAUAUCCUCGUACUGCUGGAGGCGUGAUCAUCAACGCAGAAGCGACUGAAGCGCAUGAAAUUUACUUCAUGUUCGAUGUUUCAGAAAGCGUUCUGAAACGAUCGAAAGAUGUCAAAGACGAAAUAGAAUUUGCAAAGCAACUUGUUAAACGGAUGGAAAGAUUCAAUGGAAAAAUACAUUUUGGAAUAAUGCUUUUUGAAUCUGAAAAUGAGACGAUGUUAGAUAUUUCUGAAAGUGCAACUAGACCGAAAAGUACAAAGCAGAUAUUAGAAACUUUAGACCGAGUUUACCAAGAAGAUUUUGCAAAAUGCGGCCAAGCUGGUAACUUUGGAAGUAUAAAACAGCAAGCUAGCUUAGCCAGAUCAACUGGCGGAGAAGACGCCGCAGAAAAUGCAUGGCCAUGGCAAGUUUUACUCACCCACAAAUCACAAACACCGGAAGGGAGUUUAGCGGAUAGACAACUGGUUGGUGGAGGUUCAAUUUUGAAUGAAAAAUGGAUAUUAACGGCAGCUAACCUACUUAAUAAAAAUUUUGAGUACCCUAGCUGGUUGGAGAAAUAUGUUGUAUUUGUGGGGAUAUUCAAUCGACCUACCACUCGCUAUGAGAAAAUCAGUUCUACCAUUAAAAUGUAUUCAAUCGGGGAAUACAUUCCGCACGAAGAAUAUUCAAAUGAUGAGGGUAAUAAUUUUGAAAACGACAUUGCUUUGAUAAAAAUUGGAUCAGAGUUUGAUUCGAAUAUGCAGGCCAUAGGUGUUGAUAAGUUAACAUUUGGAUACUACAUUCGUCCCAUAUGUUUACCUUGCACUAGAACAUGCUUGAAAGAAGAGCAAUUGGUGGAUGGAAAUGGAAUAUCAUUGAUAAACGAUGCAAUGGACGAAGCACAGAUAUGUUUGAAAGAAGAAGAACUACUACUCAACAAUGACGCGAAAGUUGUCGUAACUGGAUUUGGACAUCUGGAUAUCAGCAAUAAUACAACUAAACAACCGUUUAACCCACUAAAAUAUCUGCAAAAGUCUUUACUGCAGAUUGAAAGCAAAAGAACCUGUAAACAAAAGGUAGAAGAAAUAAGAAUUGCAGAAGGUCUGAACGCCUUGAAGUUUUCAGAUAAUAUGAUUUGUUGCAAAUCUGGAGACCCAAAUAAAAUAAUUGAUGCUUGUAAAGGAGACAGCGGCGGUCCAGUAGUGAGGGAGUGUACUAACAUCAACAAAACAGUUCGUUGGUUUUAUAUGCUCGCCAAUAUUGGUCCAAGAAAACCCAUGUGGUGCUCAACGUGUCAAAAGUUAUUUCCCAUCAUGGCAUCUUUGGCUCAACAUAUUCACAAACAAAGCGAAGAUAUUAGUGUGGAGAAAAUUGUAGCGGAAGAUCAUUGCAGCCACUGUCCCUAUUUUACCAAAUAUGGUCAAAUACUUACAAUUGUUGCUGAAGAAAAGUCCCAAGUGAUCAAAUGUUAUCCUACAGCUGUGAUGCAGUUCGCGUAA
Styela clava is the source of this 2072-nucleotide messenger RNA. NCBI's taxonomy places the organism in Eukaryota, Metazoa, Chordata, Ascidiacea, Stolidobranchia, Styelidae. The record is from RefSeq and is a predicted model, not a curated record.